ACUCCCAAAAAAAAAAAAUUUGAGAGAAAUGUCUUCUCUAAUGGCGAUUCGGAGCCAGAAGAUUAUCACCAUAGGUUCUCUGCUUCAGGUACGUUCUUCUUUUCCCCGGUUAUCUUCUCAAUCCGCCUUCAGUCACUGCUCCGGGACCAAAACCUUUGCCCUAAACCCAAUUCCGAUCAAAAACCUGAGCACAUCCGCCGCCACGAGUGAUUACUACCAGCCUCCACACUCCGUCGCACCUCAUACGCCGUCGCAACGGCCAUAUCCACCUCCGGGCUUCAAUUCUCAGGGUUUUCAAAGCCAGACGAACACCAAUCAAAGAGCGCCGCAAAACCCUAAUCAGUGGAUUCCCCAGAAUCCUCUACACGGUGGGCACAGACCUCAAGUCAAUUAUCAGAGUAGUCAUGGUCAGUAUCAGAAUUUUCAGCAAAACCCUCAGAGCCAGUACAACGCGCAGCAACCCAGAAACCCAAACCAAACCCCUAAUCAGAUAGCUCCUACAGUUGAAGAGGUAAUGCGUUUGUGCAAGCUCAGGAGAUACAAAGACGCCAUCGAAUUGCUUGAUAAGGGAGCUAUGCCUGAUGGAGAAUGUUUCUCUCUGCUGUUUGAGUCUUGUGCUAGUCUGAAAUCACUUGAGCAUGCCAAGAAGGUACACGAUCGUUUCCUGCAGUCUAAGUUUAGAGCUGAUCCGAAGCUGAACAAUAAGGUGAUUAGUAUGUUUGGGGAGUGUAGGAGUGUGACUGAUGCUAAGAGAGUGUUUGAUCACAUGGCCGAUAAGGAUAUGGAUUCUUGGCACAUGAUGAUGCGUGUGUACAGUGAUAACGGAAUGGGAGACGAUGCGUUGCAUUUGUUCGAGGAGAUGCCAAAACAAGGUCUGAAACCAAACGAGGAGACUUUCCUUUCUGUUUUCCUGGCUUGUGCUACUGUUGGUGGCAUAAAGGAAGCUUUUUUGCAUUUCGAUUCGAUGAGAAACGAGCAUGGGAUUAGUCCAAGGACAGAGCAUUACUUGGGUCUUUUAGAUGUUCUUGGCAAAUGUGGACAUCUUGUUGAGGCUGAGCAGUACAUCCGCGACCUUCCGUUCGAACCCACAGGUGAUUUUUGGGAAGCCAUGAGGAACUAUGCUCAGAUUCAUGGAGAUAUCGAUUUAGAGGAUUACGCAGAGGAGUUGAUGGUUGAUCUCGACCCUUCAAAGGCUGUAACCAACAAAAUCCCUACGCCUCCACCAAAAUCAUUCAAGGACACAAGUAUGCUUGCUAGCAAAAGUAGGAUUCUUGAGUUCAGGAAUCUGACUUAUUACAAGGAUGAAGCCAAGGAGAUGGCUGCAAAGAAGCCAGCGGUUUAUGUUCCGGACACACGGCCUGUUCUGCAUGACAUCGACCAAGAGGCCAAAGAGCAGGCGUUACUCUACCACAGUGAGAGGUUAGCGAUUGCUUAUGGUAUCAUAAGUACCCCGCCUCGGAAGUCACUUACAAUCAUCAAGAAUCUCCGUGUGUGUGUGGACUGCCACAACUUUAUCAAGAUCAUGUCCAAAAUCAUUGGUAGGGAGCUGAUUGUGAGAGACAACAAACGUUUCCAUCACUUCAGAGAUGGUAAAUGUUCUUGUGGCGAUUACUGGUAAAACAGAGAGGUUCUUGAGCGCCGUUUUUCGCGUCAUGUAUACCUCUCUAAGUUCUCCAGAACUCUGCUAGCAGUUGGUACUUGGUAGUGGAUUAUUACGCUGUAACAAAUUUCAUCGGCUUUUAAGACUCUUUUAAAUAUGUAUUAAGUUUUGUGUUUCCACCAAAAUAACUCUUGAAUAAGUUAAUUGAUAUUUUUUUUCUUCCA
Messenger RNA from Eutrema salsugineum, 1824 nucleotides. RefSeq names its product pentatricopeptide repeat-containing protein At2g15690, mitochondrial. Gene Ontology annotation, molecular function: RNA binding; zinc ion binding; protein binding. The record is from RefSeq and is a predicted model, not a curated record. The coding region runs from base 29 to 1618 and encodes 529 amino acids. The transcript has a single exon. Gene Ontology annotation, biological process: RNA modification. Lineage: Eukaryota; Viridiplantae; Streptophyta; Magnoliopsida; Brassicales; Brassicaceae.